UAUAUCGCAGUUAAACAUUGAUCUCGCUAUUACCACUGCUAAUUUAUAUAGUGCAACUGUUGUUUCUGCUGGACUACUUGCCGAGAGGUUUCAGAACUUCCUUUAGUUGCAACACCCAUGUGUGGGGACAAAAGUGAUGGAGUUUGAUCAACUGACACUCUCGAGCUUUGGAUAGGAAAAAAAGCUGCAAACGCCACCAUGCGUGAAUGUCAGAAGUGGAGCAAGCCAUCGUUCCCGCCAACUUAUCUCCCUACAUCACAUGCUAUAUUAUUUUCCUUUGGUUUUGUUUUUUCAUGUUUGGCUUUUUAAAAAAAAUUUUGCUUGAACUGGGAGCAGUGUUAUAUCGAUUAAUAAAGGGAAGCUCUAUGAAAAAAAAAACUAUCAGAGUCCAGAGACGAAGGCACAACGUAUACUAUAUGGGGCUUAUGCACCCACUAAAAUAUGAAUAUUUACUAUUUUGUAUAUAAAUUCAUAGAAAUUUGUUAAAGUGAAAUGAUAAAAACUCCACUGUACAUCUAUAUUCUUUGCUUAUAUUUUUUUAUUUUAAUCAAUAGUGUACCUAUUAGACCAUCUACAAUGGUUAUUAGUAUUCAAUGCCCUAUAUUACAUUUUAACAUUCCACAUCUUUUUUUUUCUCACCUGUUAAUUCAACAACCAUACAAUUUUUAUACUUUACAAUAGUUUUAUUUAAUAAAAUCCACAUCAUACCCCACUAUUUUACCUUAUAUUUGUAUCCUUUUUAAUUGCAUUUUUGUGAACAAUAAUACUCUAUUUAAAAUAAUAUUUUAAGUUCACAUAACUAAUUUGAACAAAUUUAUUUUUUAUUAUUUUAAUUAAUAAAUAGAAGAAAUGCCAAUUAGCAUUAUUAAACAUAAAAAUACGAUUUUUUAGAAAAUAGUUUAAAAUUGAUAGUUGUUGAGAUUUGAGUAGUUAAAAGAAAAACUUGAAGAAUUUAAAGUGUUAAAAUUUUAUUAAUUGGAUCUAUUUAAUUCAAAAAAAAACACAAAAGCUAAAAAAAGUUAUAAUAAAAAUGAAUUUUUUUUAUAUAUCCAAAUGAAAUGAGAUUAGCAUAUAUAGUGAUAAGUUAACCAAACCAAACACUGUUCUGUUUAAAAGUCGGUUCAUACGUACAUUUCGGGUUGACUUUACGUCAUAUAAAUCAAGAAAGGUAUAGAAUAAUUUUGUUUUUAAUUAAUUUGUUUAUUUAUUCUUACUGAUUUUAAGCUCCACAUAUGAUUUUAUAAAUCCAUGUAAAUUCUAUUGAUAUCUAAAUCUAACAUAUCAAUUUUAAUUAAUAUUUACAAAUCCCAAGUUUUUUUUUCUUGAAUUUAAUUUUUUAUUUUAACAAAGAAAUAUACUUAGAUUCAUUAUAAAAAUAUAUAUUUUCCAAUUGUUGAAUAAGAUUUGAAUUAAAAUCAUAAAAUCGAUAAUACAUGAUUUAAUACGAAUUUUAAAAUUAUAGAACAGAUAAUACUGAAUUCCGUUUGAGCUUCUAAAUCUAGUAAAAUACAUAAACCAAUAAUCUUUCACUAAAUCAAAGUAAAAUUCAAAUAAGACAAACGAAAACGUGGAUUCAAUCCAAAGAAAUUAAAAUAAAGGGGAUUAAGCAAACGGAACAACUUGAAAAUAAGGAAACGGUUAGUAUCGAGUGAGAUUUAUAAUGAAAUAGGAGUGAGAAUACAAAUAAUUCUCAACUCAACUCAACUUAGGAAUCUAAGAGAACUGUUUCCUACCAGGAAGUGGAGUGAGAAUCCACCGACUGGUUCAUUAUAAAUAGAGAUUAAGCGAACACUUCAUAAUCAAUACACCCUAAAGAUAACAAAUCACUAUGGAUAUUAGAUACGAAGAGCCUCUAUACGUAGAUGAACUUUCAUUGCAAACCGUCCGUGUUCUUGGCCAAGGAGCCUUCGGUUCCGUGACUCUCAAGGCUCACCCCGGCCAUGGACGUUACGCUAAGAAAACAUCUUCAAUAAGACUCAAAGAGAAUCUCAAGAAAGAGCUUAGGAUCAUGCUUGACUUCCGCAACCAUCCUCGGAUCGUUCAAGCCUCUAGUGCUCAUCUUCACUUAGGUAUGUUCCUCAAAGAUUGCUCCAUCUAUAUGGAGUAUGCAUCCGAAGGUAGUCUAGACGAAGCUAUAUCUUCUUUCCGUGGGAAACCCUUGCCUGAGCACGUGAUAGGACGCACCACUCGUAUGCUCCUACAAGGACUCGAAGCGCUUCACGUACACGGUUACGUUCACUGCGACCUCAAGCCAGACAACAUACUCCUCUUCCCUUCAACCUCUUUCGGAGAGCCGUGGGAUGCUAAGCUCGCUGACUUUGGUUUAUCAAAGGAGCCUAACACGUAUCAUGUCUUGAAGUAUGCUGGUACGAAUAUGUACAUGCCUCCGGAGGUUUCCGAGGUUCCGGAGGGAUUGGUCGGACAGGCUCUUGAUAUAUGGUCGCUAGGGUGCGUGGUGUUUGAGAUGUUUGGAGGUAAGGCAGAGGAGAUGGAGACGGGAGGCACUUACGUGUGGAAGCUAGAGCAAGAGAUCUCUCCAGUGGCUAUAGACUUCUUGAGGCGGUGCCAUACUUGGCAUCCUUGGAAUAGGGCUUCAGCAACUGAGCUCUUGAACCAUCCUUUUAUUAUGCAAAGAGUAGUCCCUUUUCGAGUUUUACAGCCAAUCCCAUGUCCUCCUGAAAGGAAACAGUACUUGGAACGUCCUUUGUUUACACCAAGGGUCCGUGGUCCAUUGCCAACUCCGAUUGGUCCUAGAAAAAAACAAGAAGAAGCUGCAGCCGUGAGGCAAGAAGCUAAAGGUUCGGUAGUGAAAGAUCAAUCAACGGUGGAGAAGAACGAUGUUGAUAGUGAGGAAUGGUUUAUGUAUGAGUUAUGUAAUGGUUGUUAAGUUAAAACUUGUUAAGUUAUGGUUGAGCUUGUAUGCUUACUUCUUAGACAAGAAACGGCAUUCUUUGUUAGGUUAAUUUGUUUCUUUACUUGCUAUGUAAACAAACAAUUCUGAAUCUCUUAAUUUAUUAAAGUUUUGAAGUAUACUACUCUGAUGAUUACCUUGUGAGAUUAACGAUGAUUAUGUUUGUAAAAUAUAUUUUUCCAAAUCAUUUAAAAGCUCAACACAUUAAAUAGGUUACGGUUAAGCUUGUAUGUUUACUUCUUACGCAAGAAAUCUAGUGGCAUUCUUAGUUAGGUUAAUUUGUUUCUUUACUUGCUGUGGAAACAAACAAUUGUGAAUCUCUUAAUUUUGAUUGAAGUUUCAAGUACACUACUCUGUUUGAUUAACUUGGGAGAUUAACGAUGAUUUUGUUUGUAAAAUAUAAUUUUCCAAAUCAUUUAAAAGCUCAAUACAUUAGAUAGGAAACCAUUGUUGUUCUUAAUCAAAACCAAGUAGAGAUUAAAAUAUCCAAACAAGCUACAAACCCAUAGUCUAUCUCGUUUCUUCAACCU
Messenger RNA from Brassica rapa (field mustard), 3441 nucleotides. RefSeq names its product mitogen-activated protein kinase kinase kinase 17-like. Gene Ontology annotation, molecular function: protein kinase activity; ATP binding. The record is from RefSeq and is a predicted model, not a curated record. Gene Ontology annotation, biological process: signal transduction; protein phosphorylation. NCBI's taxonomy places the organism in Eukaryota, Viridiplantae, Streptophyta, Magnoliopsida, Brassicales, Brassicaceae.